Molecule: messenger RNA, 795 nt
Organism: Strongyloides ratti
Lineage: Eukaryota; Metazoa; Nematoda; Chromadorea; Rhabditida; Strongyloididae
Exons: 3
Coding region: 1-795 (264 amino acids)
Source: RefSeq, a predicted model, not a curated record
AUGUAUUCUUUUGAAGAUAUAGAAAGUAUAUUUUUUACUAUUGCUGGACCACAAGUUUUAGCAUCACUUUUUAAUUCAACUAUCUCAAUGCUUUCAUUAUUAGGAAUGGCUAUUGUUCAAAUAUUUGGAAAUAGGCAAAAUUAUCUUCCAAGAUCAACAUCUUUAAGGAUUACUGUAUCAUUAUGGUGUGUAAUAUUAUUGAUAUUAAUAUCAAAUUUUGCUUUAAUUCAAAUAACUAAAUCAAUAACAUUAUUAUUUGCAUUUCAUAUAGCAUUAUUAUCAAUAUUUUUAUUGAUAAAUUUAUUACUUCAUCCAAUUAAUUUAUUUUUUUCAUUAAAAGAAUCUUCGAAUACUCAAACUUCAAGAGCAAUAACAGAAACAUUAUGGCUUCUAUUUCAUUCAGUAUCAUUUAUUAUAUUAGUAAUAAUGUUAAUUUGGGAUUCAUCUCAAGAUUUUAAUGACAAUAAAAAUAUACAGAAAAUAUAUUUACAACAAGUUACAUAUAACAUUCAUUGUAUAAUCAAUCCACUUAUUGCAAUAAUAAGAGAUCCAACAUUGGCACAUGGUGUACAAAAAAUAUUUUAUAGAAAACGUCAAAUUUCAUCUAGAGAGUACCCUUCAAUACUUACUACAAUUGAAGAUACCAAUUCAAAUAGUCCUUAUUUUUCACAAUGGGUAUUUUCAGAACAAUUAGUAGUCCGCCUUGACCGACCACCGCCACCAUAUAUGACACCAACACAAUCAUUAGAGAUUAUGUAUCAAGGAUCAAAUGAAUCAAAUGGACAAUAUGUAUGA